Molecule: messenger RNA, 5995 nt
Organism: Limulus polyphemus (Atlantic horseshoe crab)
Lineage: Eukaryota; Metazoa; Arthropoda; Merostomata; Xiphosura; Limulidae
Product: thioredoxin-related transmembrane protein 1-like
Exons: 8
Coding region: 12-842 (276 amino acids)
Source: RefSeq, a predicted model, not a curated record
AUUUUUUAGUAAUGAAAAUGGCUCGGUUGACAACGUGUAAGAAAGUUAAAACCGGCUCUAUUUGUUGUAAUUUGUCUUCCGUUACUUCAAAAUGUUUUAUUUUGUUAAUGUUUUUGCUAAGUUUAUAUCCUUUAGUACAUAGCAAAGGAAAUCUUUUGGUAUUAGGUGAGGAUAACUGGAAAGAAAUGCUCUCAGGAGAAUGGAUGGUUGAAUUCUUUGCACCCUGGUGUCCUGCAUGUAAGGCCUUAGAACCUGUUUGGAAAGAAUUUUCUAGCUGGAGUGAUGACUUAGGAAUUAGUGUUGGUCAUGUAGAUGUUACCCUAAAUCCAGGAUUGAGUGGAAGAUUUAUGGUGACAGCUUUACCAACAAUCUAUCAUGUGAAGGACGGGCAGUUCCGACAGUACAGAGGAUCUCGAGAAAAAGAAGCUUUUAUAAGUUUUGUGGAGGAGAAGAAAUGGACCAGCAUUGAUCCCAUAUCUUGGUGGCAGUCUCCACAGUCUUUUAUAAUGUCCACUGUCUCCUACUUUUUCAAGCUUUCCAUGGCUCUUAGAAGUACACAUAACAUGAUUGUUGAAGAUUACGGAAUUCCUUAUUGGGGAUCAUAUAUUAUUUUUGCUCUUGGAACCAUUCUUCUAGGAGCCAUAUUGGGUCUGAUGAUUGUUUGUAUCAUUGAUCUCAUCUUUCCUCCAAAAGCUACUUCAUUCACAUCAUCUAAAAAAACAGAUCAAUCUGAUGAAAAUCAGGAAAAAAAAGUGGAGGAAGAAGACUUAAUAGAAGAUGACAAUACCAAAGAAAAUCAAGAACUCAGGAAGCGAAAUACAGAAAUAAAACAAGAUGGCUAGUGAAAUUAUUGCCUUAAAAAAUUAGGGGGGUCAAUGUUUUUUUGUAACACUAGAAAGUAACUAAUUAUGAUAGGCUUAAUAAGGCUUUUUCCUGCUCAAAAUGCCACAAAAUUCCACUUUUUGCACAUAACUUAAGUAACGAGGGCAUUUGAUAGCUAAAAAAAAUAAUAUAUUUCUAUUUGUUGCACAUUUCAGCUUUUCUGUUUGUUUUUUUACUUAGUAUUCAAAAAUUGUCAUUUGUGUAAGAUGCUCAACCUUCUGACUAAUAUUAUUACAAAAGCUAGAAUGCUGUAUACAUGUAUGUGUUGUUUGUUUUCACCUUGCUUUGUUUCCAGUUUUUUUACUAUGUGCAUAUAUAUAUAAAUAAAAAUGGGCCUGAAAAUUUGGUAGUCAAUAGACAAUGUAUUCAUUCCAACUUUAAGCUGAGUAUUUUAACAUGCAUGACAUAAAUAUGUACGUAUGGAAACAUAUGUUCAGUUUUGAUGGUGUAAAACAUUUCAGUAAGAAUAUUUAGAAUGUGAUAUGCAAUUUAAUGCAAACAAUUUUAAUCAACUAGGAGCUAACUACUAAUUGAUAUUUAAAACUAAAAAAUUAAUGUAACUAGCAUCUUAAGAACCUGAUUAUUUGAGUAAACUUAAAUAUGACUUAUUUGUGUUUAAUCUGUCAACUACACUAUUGAAAGAGUUUCAUUAUACUGAUGUCUUCACUGCAUAGUUUUAGAGACUAUAAUCUUUCAUAGUCUCGGUUAACUGAGUUUGUGUCUAAGUUUCAUUAUACUGAUGUCUUCACUGCAUAGUUUUAGAGACUAUAAUCUUUCAUAGUCUCAGUUAACUGAGUUUGUGUCUAAGUUUCAUUAUACUGAUGUCUUCACUGCAUAGUUUUAGAGACUAUAAUCUUUCAUAGUCUCAGUUAACUGAGUUUGUGUAUAAGUUGUUAAAUGUCUUUGUUUAGAGUUAAUGGAAAUAACUAUUAAAGUUGAUUAAUUGUGUCCAUUAAUUAAUGAAAUGGCCCUGAACUAUUCAAAAUAAGUCAUCUUUCUGAAUUAUUAAAAAAUUAUUCUAACGUGUUAACAUGGAAUUACAAAAAAUGUUGUUUUUGAGAUGUUUUUACAAUAAUUAUUCAGCAUAUACUGCUAGAAACAUAAAACAAAAACUGAGUGGAUUUUCAAUAUUAACUCUCACUGUCACAUUUAUAGAUAAACAACUCUGUCUUAAUAUUUCAAUUCUUGAAACUCGUUACCUUUGGUGAUACAAAAUCCUAAACUCCAGAGGGGGGAGUAUAUGUGUCCAUGGCAGUGAAAGAGUUAAGCUUGAUGUGCAUUAAUUUGCCAAACUUGUGAAAACAUUUUAAGCGUAAAGACAAACAAGAUGUUGUUCUUGUUAGAGUAUUUUAAUUUACUUUACAGUAUGUUGCUAUUCAUUCUGCAAUGUGAUCAAUACUGGAAUUCAGGUUACUCUUUUGUAUUUUGGUUACCAUACUGCCUGUGAAUCCAAGGUUGAAAGAAAGAAAUAUCAGAGGGUAAUGUUUUACUAAGGUAACAGAAUAAGCUAAUAACACAUUUGUUGAAAUCAGAGUAUUAUUACAAGCAUAAGCACAAAAUAUUAUGGUCUAGAUUGACUUAACAUGAAUCUUGAAAACCUAACAUAUAUAUGCUUUUAAUUGAAUACUAAUAAGUAUAAGCUUCAGAAGUUGUCCAAAGUUUUUGAUAGUGAUUGAAGUUUUUUCAUUAUUGUAAAGUAGAAUUUAUAUUUUUUUAUAUUCUUCAUAUUCUUGUUUAUUUUGCUUACCAUACUGCCUGUGAAUCUGAGUUUGAAAGAAAGAAAUAUCUAAAGGUAAUAGAAAGGAAACAUAAUAUGCUAAUAAUAUGUUUGAUGAAAUAAGAGUAUUAUUACAAGCAUAAUCACAAAAGAUUAGUCUGGCCUGGAGUGACUUAAUAUGAAUCUUGAAAACGUAAUAUGUGUAUGCUAUUAGUUAAUACUAAUAAAUAUUUGCUUCAGAAGUUGUCCAAAAUUUUCAAUAGUGAUUGAAUUUUUUUCUUAAUUGCAAAAUAUAAUUUAUAUUUUCUGUAUAUUAUUCAUAUGAUAUAUAAAUUAAACAAUGAAAAUUCAAAUUACAUAUCACAUGCUGUGUACCACUUGAGUGGUAUAUUUUUUCUAAAUGAAAUACUUGAAAGAUAUAAAGAGUAGAAGUUAUGAACACACAAUUAAAACCACUAAGAUCCUUUUUUUAGGUAUCUUGAAAAAACGACUUUGUUAUUAAACUAGAAAAUAUUUUUUUAGCUAAUCCUGUCAUACGUCUGUUAACAGAUCAUAGUAAGUAUUUGUUUGCUUUUGAGACAUAUUUUCAUUUAUUCGUGAAAGUAAAUCUGAAUUGGAAAAAAAAAACGUAUUGAUAUUUCUGUUUACACAUGGUUUAACUUACUAUACAAGAAAGUAACUAAUGUUGCUCUGCUGUUGGUAACUGUAUUUAACAAACUGAGACUUUCUUUAUUAAAAAUUACAAGUACAUCAUUGCACCAGAGAAAUAAUCUUUUUCAGGAAGUUAUCUUAUCCUAGAGUACACUUCAUUACUCAGCAAUAAUAACAUCAAUAUAAAGAAGUGUUUCCUUUAAAAACUGUACAGGUGUUUGAUAUGUGUAAUAGUGACUUAAUUGUUCUCUUUAAUACAUUUUCAAUGUAAAUUUCAGAGUUUCUUUAGCAACAUUGUUUCUCAUCCUUUUUCUCUUUUAAUUCUUACACAGAUGGUAAUCAGAAGUUUAUCUGAAUUGUUGGAUCUGUUAAAUGUUUUAGUUUUUUUAAAGCUACAUAAAAUAAGAUAGCACGAUAUACAAUGCUGUUAUGUAGGUUUUUAUGUGUUCAUUAACAAUUGCUUGAUGUUAAAUAUUGUUAGGAUUUUCACAAGACUUCUUGAACAAAUCACUUUUCAAUAUUCCAGGAAACUUAAAAAAAACACUUGAGGUCACUGGAUCUUCAUGUUAAACAGGACACAAAAAAUCUACAUGACAAUAUUUUUUUUUCAUAUAACCUUUUAUAACUGAAUUAUAAGUUUAGUCUAGUACCCAGUUUUAAACGAUUUGUGGUGAUGUUAACAUUUUUUGCUUAUCUUAUUAUAUUGCAUUCAUCUCUUGCAGUUUGUAUUGUUAUCCACUACCAUCUGUUUUAGUAAAAUUUGAAUAAGAGAGUUUGAUAUCAAACCACUGCAAUACUUAAAGCUAUCUCUAAAACAGUGCAGUAGCUGAAGAGAUUAAGCAGCCAAUAAGUACAGAGUUUCUGCAAACUAGCCUAAAAUUUCAUGAUAGUUUGCAAGUGAAACAAAACAAUAUGAAGUACAAAGAAUUUCUGAUGCAUGUUUUGGUGUUGUGCUUUUUCAUUCACUACUUUCCAGAGUCUUGUUAUUGCUAUUAUUCAGAGUCGCAUAACAAACCGAGUGUCAAAUAUUUGAAGUUAUUCGUACUCGUAAAGCAUGUUAAAACUGAUUUUCCAUAGGAGUUCAUUAUCCAGAAAGCUAUUGUACCUGAAUUGGAGUUUGGGACAUUUAAGUUUUUGACUGUGAAAAUAUGUUGGUAAGAACACUCAUUGUUCUGGACAGUAUAUGUUGCCAGCUGCUAAUGUGAGCAAUAAUGACUGUUGGUUUGGUGGUGGUUUACUUGAGACUGUAUUUGAUCUUGCUGAAACUGGUACUACAGAUUGUGUUAAAAUUUGAAGUCAUCACUUCUGCAUCAACAAAGUUUUUUUUAACUUCUAGACAUUUAAAUCCUUGCAAAAUGAGUUCCAUCAGCUGCAGUUUGUGGAUCUAUUAAGUUGGAUCAAUAUUUUGGUAAGGCUCUGACAACCUGUCUCCUAGAGUGUAUUAAGAACUGCUGAGUUCAAAUUUGUAACUUUUUGUGGUACUUAAAACUUGUUAUUUAGUUGAAUGGGAAAGUUUUAUACUUGAAACAUUGAUAGAAGUAUUGUUGUUUCUGUGGAACUUUAGACAGAGUAGACACUGUAGAUUUGAUAACUUUGAUGGACUGUAACUACCUGUUGAAUGAAAGGGGGAUGAUGUUUUGGGUACUAAUUGAGGCCUUUUUUUGAAUUAAUAAGAGAUAUGUGUUUCGAGAGAAGUUGCCUUUGCUCUUUUAACAAUAACCGAGACCAUAAUAUAUUACUAACGAGUGUUGGAAAUGUAUUUUUUCAGCAUUUUAGUUUUUAAGAUGCACCAAUAAAAGGAGUGUUAGCCUAUUCUUAUUAGUAAGCUAUUCUUCCUUCUAGACAUCUGUGUUAGCCUAUUCUUAUUAGUAAGCUAUUCUUCCUUCUAGAGAUCUGUCGCAGCUUUGAUGUUUGAAACAAACAACAGAAAAGUUAUUUCAAUUCACUUGUAAUGUUGCUUCAAAAUAACAGUAAUUCUUUACACAGCAAGCAAGUCCUAACUGAUCAUUUAUGGUCAUGAAGUUUAAUCAGUUUUCCAAAUAAUUAUUCUGUAGGUAUUUUUGGAAGUAGGUGGAGAAACAGGAUGUUUGAAAAUUGAUCACACCUAGUGGAGUGUGUUUUUUGCUACUACUGUUUAACAUCAACCUUUCUUCAAUAAUCAAGAUUAUUUGUUACAUCUAAACUAGUAUCACUAUUUUUAAAAUAAUACAAAAAUGCGUUUGUCACGAGAUUUCGUUUCUCUUCAAUAUUAUAUUUGUAUUGCAUUGCGGGGCAUAUUGAAGUGUUAUGGAAUACAAUAAAGUUUUUAAGGGAUUUUCUUUUUGUGCAAUUAAAAGAUAUUUAAACACAUGGGAUAUUUUGUGCCAAAAUGUAUUUUCAGAGAAAGCGUUGUUUGUUUUGAACGUUAAAAUUGGGUUUUAUGUGCAAAGCAGAAACAUUGAUGUAGGCUUUUGGUAUGAAAAGACUUGUAAGUCUGCCAAUUAGGCUUAACUCAUGGUGCAAGGGCUUAUUAUUUUAACUACUGAUUUUUAUAAUCUGAUUGUCCAGCAAUUUUUCAGUAUUACCUAAGCAUUUGAUGGUAUUAUUGAAGAAUAUAUGAUAACAAAAAUGCAUGAUGAAUGGCAUAAUACCUGUCAAUUGCCAGUGCUGCUGAUGAAGUUAACGGGCAAGUUUUUGUGUUACCAUAACUAGUAUGCUAUGUUUGUUGGAAUGUAAAUUCUUAUCACAAAUAAAAACACUGAGUUA